This is a messenger RNA of Monopterus albus (swamp eel), 1437 nucleotides long. RefSeq names its product bestrophin 4 (gene best4). Gene Ontology annotation, molecular function: chloride channel activity. NCBI's taxonomy places the organism in Eukaryota, Metazoa, Chordata, Actinopteri, Synbranchiformes, Synbranchidae. Bases 1 to 1437 code for a protein of 478 amino acids. The transcript is spliced from 9 exons. The record is from RefSeq and is a predicted model, not a curated record.
AUGACAAUUUCUUAUACACUCGAGGUGGCCAAUGUGAGUUUUGGUGGCUUCUCCAGGCUCCUGUUCAGGUGGAAGGGGAGCAUCUACAAGCUGCUUUAUAAGGAGUUCCUGGUGUUUUGUGGGAUUUAUUUAUUUUUCAGUGUGUUUUACAGGUUCCUUCUUUCACCAAACCAGCAGGACCUAUUUGAGCGUGUUGCCCUUUACUGUGAUCAGUUCACCAACACCAGCUUCAUCCCAGUUUUGUUUGUACUGGGCUUUUAUGUGACCCUAGCGUUUAAUCGAUGGUGGGGUCAGUACACCAGCUUCCCACUGCCUGAUGACCUGAUGAUGGUGGUGUCUGGAAAUGUCCACGGGACAGAUGAGCGGGGUCGUCUGCUGCGACGCACACUCAUGAGAUAUGCCAACUUAUCUUCAGUUCUUAUUCUGCGCUCCAUUAGUACAAGAGUGCACAAGCGUUUCCCAACACUGGAGCACAUCGUGGAGGCUGGAUUUAUGACUACACAUGAGCUGAAAAAGUUCGAGUCGCUGCACUCUGAUUUCAACAAGUACUGGAUGCCUCUGACGUGGUUCUCUAACCUGGCGUCCAUAGCGAGAGAGGAGGGUCGAGUGAGGGACGACAUAGCGCUGAGACUUCUGAUGGAUGAGCUUAAUAAGUACAGAGCCAAGUGCAGCCUCCUGUUCCACUAUGACUGGAUAAGCAUCCCUCUGGUCUACACUCAGGUAGUCACUAUUGCAGUUUAUUCGUUUUUUGCUUUCUGUGCUAUUGGUCGCCAAUUCUUGAACCCUGAGAAAGGAUACAAGGAUCACAAACUAGACAUGUAUGUUCCUGUUUUCACCCUGCUGCAGUUCUUCUUCUACACUGGCUGGCUGAAGGUGGGAGAGCUGAUCAUCAACCCGUUUGGCGAGGAUGAUGAUGACUUUGAAACCAACCAGCUAAUUGACAGAAACAUUCAGGUGUCAAUGCUGGCUGUGGAUGAUAUGUACCAGAACCUGGCUCCAAUUGUGAAGGACAAGCACUGGGAGCAGGGCUAUUUCUCCAUCCCCUACACUCUGUCGACAGCAGCCGAGACUCUCACACCAGCUUUCAAAGGCUCCACCUUUGACAUGACGUAUAAACUAAUGGGUUUUUUUAUGUUUCAAUCCCUAUUUCUGCAGUUGCUGAUGUGUGCUGAGGAUCUUGAGAUUGUCCAGCCUGCAGACACUCCUGGAAAGAAACAGCUUCUACCUCCUAAAGGCUCCCUGGAAGACGGACUCAACCGUCUUCUAGGGAGAGGUGAAGGCAUCCUACGUGAUGAAAGCCUCUCUUCUCUGAUGAAUGUCUUGUCGUACCCAAAUAAAGAUGAUGUUGAUGUUUCCCCUGAGGGUGACAUCACUGCCACCAAUCACAAAGAACAAGAAAAGACAUUGAUUGCAGUUGCAGUAGCACAUAACUGCUAA